AUGCGAGAGCAAGAGUUGGAGAUGAUGAGCAGCGUCUUCACCUGCACGUUCUGCUUCGCGCUGUCCGCUGGUCCACCGCGCGUCCUGGGCCGCUCCGCGCGACUCGUCUGCGCGGAAUGCUACGUCGCGGUGCUGGACCUGUCCAUAUGCUAG
Purpureocillium takamizusanense is the source of this 153-nucleotide messenger RNA. RefSeq lists its product as uncharacterized. NCBI's taxonomy places the organism in Eukaryota, Fungi, Ascomycota, Sordariomycetes, Hypocreales, Ophiocordycipitaceae. The transcript has a single exon. The record is from RefSeq and is a predicted model, not a curated record. The coding region runs from base 1 to 153 and encodes 50 amino acids.